Molecule: messenger RNA, 702 nt
Organism: Caenorhabditis bovis
Lineage: Eukaryota; Metazoa; Nematoda; Chromadorea; Rhabditida; Rhabditidae
Source: the annotation of a GenBank genome assembly
AUGGAUUCGUCGACCACGAUUCAGAUCAAAUGCCCGUUGUGCAGUUGUGCGGACCUCGCGAGCCCCGAAAUGCUGUGCGGCCAUCUCGCGCAAUUCCAUGAUUGCCACACAAUAAUGCAAUCGAACACAUUCGAGAGUUUCGCCAUGUUUCAGAUUUGGCUGUCCGAAAUCGAAGACUCGCGAUGCGACGGCGGCUAUCUCGGAAGCAGUCAGGGACCAUUCUACGAAGACGAGUACUAUUUGCUGUGUCGUCGAAAUCCGCCGACGCAGGCGAAACGGCGACGAAUGUCCGACGACAACUCGGCGAUCAUCACUUGCACCGCGUUCGUGCACGUCUUCGAAACGAUGGACGGCCGCGUCACCGUUCGCUAUUGUCUCGAUCAUUGCGGACACACGCCGGACGAGGUGCGCGUGCGACGACGCGCUUCGUCGUGCGCUUACCGCCGACGCGACAUGCUCAAACGAUCGUCGCCUUGCGAGUCCGAGGACGAUUGUCAGACACCGCUGUCGCCGUCGACCUCCGUCGACAGCACAUCAACUCUCGACGAUGAUUUGUACAAGGAGCUGUUCGACAUGACCAGUUUGAACGCCUUCAUUUCGCAGCGACUCGAUUCAACCGCUGAUCGCCUCAAAACGCUAACCAAGGUGCUCGCUGAUAUCGCCGUCGAUAUUCGCAACAACGAUCUCGCCAUGGUCAACUAA